Molecule: messenger RNA, 2622 nt
Organism: Lymnaea stagnalis (great pond snail)
Lineage: Eukaryota; Metazoa; Mollusca; Gastropoda; Lymnaeidae
Source: the annotation of a GenBank genome assembly
GUUCCCAUGAUGCGUGUGGUAGUAUGGCGACGGUCAAAGUUGAAAGACUGCCUGGUCAAGCUGCUGAAAUUGAUGGGCUUGCUGCUGGUCUUGAUGGUGCUGGUGCUACCCAUCAGAAACACCAUUCUUCAGUUUGUCUUGCCUGGGAUGUGGCUUGAGCAUAGCUCUUUGUUUUUGUUUAAGGUAACUCUACCAGUCUUAACAAAACAACUAGGGGAUUUAACCCAUUGUUUCUAGUCAAUAGUCUUCACAAAUAGGGGAUUUAACCCAUUGUUUCUAGUCAAUAGUCUUUACAAAUAGGGGAUUUAACCCAUUGUUUCUAGUCAAUAGUCUUUAAAAAUAGGGGAUUUAACCCAUUGUUUCUAGUCAAUAGUCUUUACAAAUAGGGAAUUUAACCCAUUGUUUCUAGUCAAUAGUCUUUACAAAUAGGGAAUUUAACCCAUUGUUUCUAGUCAAUAGUCUUUACAAAUAGGGAAUUUAACCCAUUGUUUCUAGUCAAUAGUCUUUACAAAUAGGGAAUUUAACCCAUUGUUUCUAGCCAAAGUCUUUACAAAGAGGGAUUUAACCCAUUGUUUCUAGUCAAUAGUCUUUACAAAUAGGAAAAGGAAUUUUUUUUUUAUUUAUAGUUUUUACGAAUUACAAUGCUUGUUAAGUUGUUUUCUAUGAUAUAAUUUAUACAUUUUUAAAUAUAAUAAUAUUAUUUUGAAAUCUCUUUACAUGAACAUUUAGCUGUUUUCUCCACUGCAGUUCUGCUAACAGUGAAUCAAUAUUUAAUAACUUUUUUUCUCCAGGUGAUGCUGGACAGCCAGAGCUUCCCUGUGGCUGACAUCCCCAUUGGGAAAAAUCCCAUCAAACUGGUCCCCAAUUUUGAUGACAUCAAAGUCAAGUUUACCAACCGUGGUAAAACUUACCCGGCCUACUAUGAACAGAUGGGAUUGUUGCAGCGGAGCACUCCCUCUGACUUGCGGGCUCACGACCGCCUCAACGAGCUGCUCAAGUUCAAGCCGAUGAUGUCAGAAUAUGAACGGGCAGUGGCCAUGUUCACUGUUGAUGUGUUCAUCCGGGCCUGCGAAACCGCCAACCUGACUUACUUCUUGAUAUCUGGGUCGUUGCUGGGCUCCAGGCGCCACCAUGGUAUGAUCCCGUGGGAUGAUGACAUAGACAUCAUUGUGAAUGGCUCGGAGUGGCGGAAGGUUCGUGAUGUUUUGGCAAAUAUUCAGGGUUUUGAACUUUUCUCACCCGGCAAGGUCCAGUGGAAGUUUUUUAUGAGUGCUCUCCCUCAGGGUAAUAGACCUUUUAAGUGGCCGAAUAUAGAUUUGUUUUUCUUUAACGAGGAUGAGACGCAUAUAUGGGCCCUGACCUGGGGGGCCAAAUCCUCCUUGUGUAGUAAAAAAUCUGAUGUCUUCCCGCUAAAGAGGAGAAAAUUUGAAUUGUGGAACAUGCCUGUGCCCAGAGCGUCAAGGUCGUUGGUGGCCGCCGAGUUUGGCGAUUACCGCUCCAACUGUGUAACGGCAAGCUAUGUGCACAAAACAAACGUCGCCUACUCAUCUUCAAGCCUGGUGGAAGUCAGCUGCCGAAAUCUUCACGAAGUGUUUCCUUUCGUCUUUCAGGAGACAGGGGAUCAGGGUAUAGUCAUUGAGGUGCUCAGACUUGCCGGCAAGCCAUUGGAUAAUAUAAGCUUGUCUGAGGACUUCUAAUUGUUACUGUUGUUUGCUGUGCUUAUAACUCGGCCGCUGCUGCUGCUUGUAUCAAGGUAUGGGACAUAAAAACUGACUAUUAUAUUAUUCUCUAUAAAAAUAAAGCCUAAAUAGGACUCUUCAGGAGUGCUCUUAUUUAGUGCUUUUCAAAUGUUUCUCACUUAAAAGUUUUGAUAAGACAUAUAAGUGGUUCUCAUAUUAACUAGAGGUGGGCUUACUUCCCAGAUAUAUCCCUUGCUAUAAUAAUUUUAUUUUAAAAUGUGUGUUUGAACUUUGUUUGACUGUGUUCCAGUGUUGUUGUUUUUUUAAUGCAACUUGUGUUAAAUGAAAUUGUUUCUUACACUGCUUUGUACAUUACUUACAGAAAUGUGACAUUAACUUGCAUAGCUGGCACUUGCAUGUUGUGGCACUUACUUGAAAAAAUGUGACAUUCACUUGCAGAAAUGUAGCAUUUAUUUGUAAUCAUGUGAGAUCUACUUAUAUUACUCUCAAAAUGAGGUUAUUUUGUUAAUUAUAUUUCCUUAUUUCACUUAAUGCAAAUAAUCUUAAGGCCUCACACCCCAUUCCAGCCUCACCAAAUUUAUUAGCCCUGAUCAUUAAAUGAACUCAUUGAACUCUUCAGUUAUGCCGGAGGACAAUUACUUAAUUAGCCAUGAAAUUUGAUCAUUUUCCCUGGACUUAAAGAACCUUCAAAACAUGUCUUAUGGAAAGGAAAAUUGUCUUCACUGCUUUGCUCCACCGAUUGGUUUGUUUACUCUGUUAGAACCUUUUGUUUCCUGAUCUUGACAUUUUCACUUAACUCUUCAUUCAAUAUCAAAAGGGUAGCUAUUGUUAUGUAACAGAAUCUUUAAAAAUCAUGUACAUUAGGAACUGAUUGCAGCAAGCUGUCGAGCCUGAGCUCUUAAUCCCCUUCCCAAAGCACCCC